This is a messenger RNA of Mollisia scopiformis, 964 nucleotides long. RefSeq lists its product as uncharacterized. The transcript is spliced from 2 exons. NCBI's taxonomy places the organism in Eukaryota, Fungi, Ascomycota, Leotiomycetes, Helotiales, Mollisiaceae. Bases 247 to 882 code for a protein of 211 amino acids. The record is from RefSeq and is a predicted model, not a curated record.
AAAAGACGGACCGCCUCGGCAUCUCAACAUAAAACCGUAUGCCUGUCAGCCACGCCCUACAUGACCGCUGUCGACAUCUCUGCAUUUCGAGGGACCGCACAACCAGCACACGAGAACCGCUCUUUUCGCAAACAUGCUCGGAACCAGUACUAAAGGGCGGAUAUUCUGCCAUUAUGGUUCUGCUCGUUGGAAAUAUUUACUUGAAUUGUUUCCUUGAGUUCGAAAUACCGACAGCCAAUUCAAAGUAUGACUUCUUCUUCACGGAAUGCUGGAGAUCGAGAACAUGGAAAUGGUACGACAAAGAAGCAGCAGCAACAGUCAAAGGUCCAGGCAAACUCCAAGGACAAGCUUAGACAUCACGCCAAUGCCACGAACCCUCCCAUGCACGAGUGCGAAUGCAUGACAACGAAUAACCACAAAGUACCACAUCGUAGAAAAAGCGCCCGCCAUGUCCCUCACACAUACACCCCCUUCCACCACCUAUCACUCGACGCAAUGGACGGCUUGCCAGACGCCAACAUCCACGAAUUCGGCAACGACCCAGAACAUGAUGACCACGAGGACAUCGGCGACGAAUCCACCACGAUCCUCACUCCAAGCUAUGACACCAACUCGACAAUCCCCACCUACUUUGACGAGGACGACGAGUGCACGAGUCUCUUCAAUACCCUGAGCCCGUACGCGCGCACUACGCACGAUCUGAGGUAUAUUGGCCAUUGGGUAGAGACACAAGAAGAAAGUAAUUAUGUGCUACCGAGCUAUGUGGAUGCAAUAAGUAUUGGACGUCGGUAUUCUUCGCGGGUUGAUGUGAGGGACGCGAUGGUUGGGAUUGAGGUUGCGUUUCCGAGUGGUGCUUAUGAGACUGUGCAUCGAAACAGGUGAAGUGGAAUUGGAGUCAAUAACUGAAAGUUUAAUUGAAAUAGUAAUGAUGAAUGCAUGACUUAUGAACAUGAAGACUUGAAGC